This is a messenger RNA of Biomphalaria glabrata, 1026 nucleotides long. Its product is annotated as serine/arginine-rich splicing factor 2-like. NCBI's taxonomy places the organism in Eukaryota, Metazoa, Mollusca, Gastropoda, Planorbidae. The record is from RefSeq and is a predicted model, not a curated record. The transcript has 2 exons. Gene Ontology annotation, molecular function: RNA binding. Bases 91 to 495 code for a protein of 134 amino acids.
CAUUUAUAUAGCAACGGUCAAAGCAUUGAUUGAACUUGUUUUCUUAAGCUUUGAGGAUCUAAAUAAGACAUUUAUUUUUCGUCUCCAAACAUGAAUCGGCCAUCAAGACGUGGUCCACCAAACAUAGCAGGAUUGUAUUCAGUUAAAGUCGACAACAUCCCUUACAAAACAACACCAGAUGAACUUCGCGAGACCUUCGAAAGGUUUGGCGACGUGGGCGAUGUUUACAUCCCAAGAGACAGAUUCACAAGGAAAAGCAGAGGCUUCGCAUUUGUUAGGUUCGUAAACAAGCACGACGCACAAGAUUCGGUUCAAGGACUGGAUGGCGCUAUACUUAAGGGCAGAGAAGUAAGAUGUCAAAUGGCCUAUGGACUACCUCAAAUUAGGGGCCUUGUUGCAAGGUCGCGUUCUCCCAGAAGGCGCAACGAUCCAUCUCCGAUAGCACGCCAUCGAUCUUAUUCACCUGAGUGGGAUAGUGAUUUUUCCGACGACUGAUUUGUUUCCUGAUUGAACAGCUUCUUAGAGUGACACAACAGUCAAACAAAAAAGUGUUUCUAAAGAAUCUGUUGGAAUACAUUGUCAUUGAACUGAUUUGUCUGUUUUCAUGAUGUCUCUAUGUAUGUUGCCCAUGCGAGAAAAGGUACAAUCUCAUUUCGAAUGCGUGUGCAAUUGAAACAUUUCAUCAAUGUUGUCACUGUGCUGGUCUAAAGUCAAGUUUUGAGAUGUGCAUUUAAUUGUUUCACUAUUGUAUAUAUUCCUAAUUUUAAAUUUUAGAUACAAUUUUAAAACUAUAAAAAAUGUUUGCUUCUUUUUAUUACUAAAGACACACAGAUCUCUAGAUCUGUUUAUUUUACUUUUAAAAUAAAAGCUUGUAAAUGUGUAUCUUUUUUUUCUUAUUUUAUACUAAUUGUAGGUGCUGGGUUGUUAUGUACUAAAACUUAUAGUUUGAUCUUGUGCUAUUGCCAUACUGUUAGCUAUUUGGCAAGGCUAAUGUAAUAAAUAAGCAUCUAGCGUCAUUUAAAACAC